CGCCAACCAACCCACCAACCAACUUCAUCAAAUUACUUUGACAGUCUGAGUUGUUUCCAACCAACUUGAAACUUUCGCCAUCACAAAGAAACUGUUGCGAUUUCUUUGGCAUAAAUAUUGCCUUGCAUAUCCCGCUGGGCGCAUCCAGCUCAGCCCUAUCGCAAAUCGCGUUCCCAGCCCCUUUUUUUUCUGAGGCAGAAACAACUAGAACUCACACCAAUCUCUUCGAGGUACCGGAGAAUCUCAAGAAUAUAUCACCUUCAUAUCACAUCGAUCACCUUUUGGGAUGGAAUCUGGAAACGAUAGCGCCCUCAACUCAGAUUCAAAAGAGCGAGCAAACACCUUCCCUCAUCACGUGGCCGGUUCAGCUGAACUUCCCCGAAGUCGGUCCUCAAUAUCCGCUUUCUGGAUAAGAUUCACUCUGUGGUGGAGUUUGUUCUGGCAAAAAAUGGUAUCAAAAACCAGGAAUUCCAAUUAUGAAGAUGGAAAGAGGAAGAAGGGAAGAAAUGACAUGGUGGGGAAGCGAAGGAAUGACUUAAUUCCGAAGGAAAGAAAUGGUGUCAGCCUGACCGGUGACGAGAGGCAACCCUAUGAGAUACUUCUCGAUGUUGUUGAGAAACGCCGCCAAUCUGGCAUUCCAAAACCUCGGGUGCUUGUCAUUACAGAUUUGGCGAAGGACUAUGACGAUUUGGCUGCUAUGGUCAUUUUGAAAGAGCUGCAUUGCCUUGGUGUCAUCGAGCUGCUAGGUUUCAUCGCCAAUCUUCAGCCCGAGGAGAAACGUGCUCGAUUCGGAAGAGGUGCUUUAGAUCAUCUAGAUUUGAAAGAUAUUCUUAUAGCAACAGGGACUUCUGGCUAUCCACACGAGACAGGCAAUCACAAAGAAGAAACUUACGAAUUCGACUGUCCCUUCAUGGCAGACAAGAAUGACCCACGACUCAGAAACGAUUCAUUGCAUCCGCUCACAGGCAAUGAUUUGCUUACGAAGUUUUGUGAAGACGCCGCCAAAACGGGCCAGAAGUUGACACUUUUGCUCAUAUCUUCCUUGGAAGAUAUCCACACUUUCUCAAUCAGCAGCAAACUGCUAAUGCAGAAGUCAAUUUCCAACAUUGUCCUCCAAGGCGGCUAUCGGAUCACUCCAGAAGGGCAGCUUGAAGCACUUACAGAAGCUAACAAUAAUCGAUAUGAUCUAGAAGCCGCUAAGAACUUUCAUGCUCUUAUGCAAGAGCUGCAGAUCAAUUCGACUGUUUAUACUAGAGUCGCAGCAGUUGCUGCUACCAUGGAACCCGAAAUCUUCGCUGAACUAGCGAAGACAGGGAAUGAGGUCGGAAAGCAUCUUUGGAACGUACAGAAGGCCCAAGAUCUUUCAUUCUACAGAAAUGCCUCCCACGAAGAUCCCGCAAAACGCUUCCGCCCAGACAGGGAUAGAGAAUAUUUCUUGAGAACUAGAACAAAUUGGUACGAAACUCACUCCGAUACCGACCCAAGGCCUGAGGGCGGGGAAAUUUCAGAAUUCACCAAAGUCGUAGUUUACGAUGCUUUGGCGGCCAUAGGGGUCUCUGGAGAAGAUACACUCAAAGCUCUCAACGUUCUCAAUAUCCGACCUGAUUUUACAGCCACUGAUUCUGAAGACGUGAAAGAUCUAAAAAGAAGGCACCAGGUAGUUGGAUACGAGAAGAAGAAAAUGGUGGAUGGGAAAGAAGUACCCGAUUGUGAUGUUCCUGGCAUCAAUGUCCAACAAAUGGUUACUACACUCAAAGCCUUUCUGAAAGGUUCUCUUAUCUCUACCCCUCCAUUGGAAAUAAAGCAAAGCGAUAAAUUCUCUGGAGCUCCGGAUACACAUCCGGGUUGAAAGCAGUAUUUCAAAGUGUAUUAUGGGGACUCGGGCCAAAAUCAGUCAACAGAUCAACACAUUGAAAGCCAUUUCAGAAGCGGCUACAUGUAUGGUAGUACGGUCACGAUAUCACAUAGGCAGCAACUUGGUAUUCUCGCGAGCCCGAUAAGUUGUCAGCGGGGUAGACAUUUCGAAAGCCGGGGCAUCAGGCUUGAGGACGCGGCCUCGGACGCAGUAUAUGCAGCUGUGCAGAUUCAAGGUGGGUGGGCAAAUAAGCUUGGCUGUUAGAGCAGCAGUCCUCUGUUUCUUUACUCGCAGGAAAGGUUGUUUCGCAGAGUUACUCUGCAGAGACGGAAGGCCGCAGGGAGGCAGCCCGCAUCGGUGGCUAUAUGACUGGUUACGAAAUUUCCUUUACCAUUUAUUACUACGGUAUUAUGCUUUUUAUGUAUUAUAUAUUAUUCUUCCACGAUGGGGUUUCCGAUGCAAUACACUGCAAUACAACAGCUUUUCUUGGACGCUAUUCGAGUUACAACAUCUUUCGACACUUGCACGAACACCGGAUUUCCUGACCGAAGAAACAGAACAUCCCAGUAAGCCAAAGCCAAAGCAAAUUGGUAGGAUGUUAUUGUCACGAUAUUUUCACGUGUUUGAUCACGUGAUAUCUAAGGCUAGCUCGAGGCUAGGUAUAUACAUGCCUAGAUUCUACGUAACCGACAGACAAUCAAUCAUCUACUACUACUUUUGUACUCGUUGUCGUCUACUUUUGUUACUGUUUCAUACCGAUAAUGGCAUCUCCUACAUGCCCGCCCUUAUUAUCCCACCAAGUUAUACCACCAGUUAUGUUUCUCAACAAACACUCCCCAGCACAAGCCAACAAGCCAGCACAAGAAGCAAUAAUGUGUACUGCGCUGACAGCACAGCAAAAUCAAUAUCAGGCUGUUGUGCGAGGUUCUGUAGGACUUUCAGCCCCCAACUGCACCUGCAAGGAUCUUCGCCCCCCUCGACAAUUCGGGUCUAGAGCGGUUACCAGCAUUGAAAAAACCCCGCCACCUCCAGCGGCAAAUCCAAAUGCUACCUUUUAAAAGUCCACAUCGCUCUCAGGAGAAAGUGGAUAGGGGGCGCUGGGUUGACAUCGUACCUAUACUUUAUUCGUUCUUGACCAAUCUCUUGUUCUUUUGUUGUCUAUAUAAUCAUGACUGGAGCCAAGAAUCACGGGGUGGUGAGGGAGCUUAAGGCUCCUUCUCCAUCUACGGCAGAGGGUAGCGAGAAUGCUUCAAUUGCGGCAUCGAACUUUUGUCGUCAAGAAUCUCCCUAUACAACCGAGGAGACAAAAUUGAAAAAGGAUGAUGAGCCGCAGCCAAAUAUUCUUCCUCACAAAAUGAAGGAUCCGUACAACAUUGGCGGGAUCUAUCACGACAAAAUCUAUAGGUCUGUAUGGAAAGUUGAGUCGUAAGUAACGGAUAAAUGACGUGUUAUAAAUGCUUUCAAUUGACAUUGAAUAGCCCUGGGCCCUAUCUAAGCUAUAUAAAGAAGCUCUCGAAAGGCUGGCCGCAUUUGGAGUGGCUCGCAGAUUACAUGGAAGUGGGAACAACGCCUGUGAAAUGGAGAUAUCUCACAAAAGAGCAUAUUGAAGAGCGAGUGGAGAGAACGAGAGUUGCUGUCCUCGAAUUCUCACAAUCAGGGGACCCGCUAGUAAGAGAAGACAUUCAUAACAGUCAAGAGCUUCGACAACGACUAUACGGACAGCGACCAGGGCAAACUAACCUGGAAGCUGAUCCAGCGUACGCUCGUUUAUUCAUCGUCGAGGACCUGUCACGGGAUGUCAUUGAAGCUCUUGGUGCCAAGUAUGACAUUGACCCUCUAUACUUCCGGAGCCAGAUCAGCGAUUUUCUAUGGUAUAAGACAAAGGACCCGUGGGUUGAGCUGCAAGACCUUCCUCAUAUUGCAGCCGAGAGGAACUACUACAAUGUCAGGUACAUGUCAGCAAGAUACUUCGAAACGGAGAAGGCUAUUGAAGAUGGUAAGGAGCAGCUUGGUCACUUUAAUGUCUUGAGACGGUUGGAAGAAGACUUGAGCUGGCAUGUUCGAGAAUUGAGGAAGCCGAACGGCCCAACUGUUGGUGUAUUACGAAGUAAAACCGCACUUUGGAUUCGCAAGAACAAGACCGCGGGGGAAGGAGUUAUAGGUAUGAGUUCCUGAGUCUACCUGUACCAUUCUAGCUAAAAGUCAUAGGAAUACUCGUCGUUGAUCCAGAGCUUUCCGCUGGAUAUCCACUUUGGGGUGGUCCAAGAAAUUUGCAACCUUGUCCCAGCAUGAACGAGGAUAUUUCCCAAUUGAAGCAUCCUCAAUCACUUUUCGAAGAACUCUGCCAUUACGCCAAAAUCAUGACCCCCGAAGAAGUGAGUUUCAUCGCAGAGGUACCUCGCACCCUUGGCCUACCAAUCCUCAGUCUCGUGGCAGCAGAAUGGAUGUCAGUAGUAAGCUACAUCAUUACUGGUCUCACAAAUAUAGAAUGGGAACUCGAGCAUCCUUACUACCGUAAAGCUUCUGACGGUCUAACUGGCCUCCUCGACCGUCUUCAUCCUCUCCGUCGUCUUAUCCCAGUGUACAGAAUGAUGAUCUGCGAAACUUUGAAUACAAUUCUCAACAAGGAUUCCUUACCAAAAGCAAACGAUAACCCGGCUAGCACCCAUCUCGGAAAACUUCGUUCUGAUUUCGAAACCAUCCUCCAAUCUAUUGAACACCUCCAAACCAGAACACAAAACAUCAUUUCGCUCGCCACAACCAUUAUCGGUGUCGAGGAAAAUCAACGUGCCAUGAAAAUGAACAAGAAUCUCGUUCGUGUCACCUACCUGGCCGUUAUAUUCGCACCCAUGGCGUUUAUAUCUUCCUUCUUCAGCAUGACGCCUGAUCUGGGAACUUUGAAGGAGACGUUUUGGAUCUAUGUCGCGGUUGCGCUGCCAGUCACGGUUACGUGCUUGAUUAUUGCGGAUCAUAAUAGAUUACUUAAACACGGUAAAAGGUUUUUGGGAAUCGAGAAUAAGGAAAAGAGGAAUGAGGAAGGGAAUGAGAAGAAACGAGUAUCAUGA
Messenger RNA from Hymenoscyphus albidus, 4920 nucleotides. NCBI's taxonomy places the organism in Eukaryota, Fungi, Ascomycota, Leotiomycetes, Helotiales, Helotiaceae. The record is from the annotation of a GenBank genome assembly.